This is a messenger RNA of Echinococcus granulosus, 597 nucleotides long. Its product is annotated as Prefoldin subunit 3. Gene Ontology annotation, cellular component: prefoldin complex; cytoplasm. Gene Ontology annotation, molecular function: tubulin binding. Bases 1 to 597 code for a protein of 198 amino acids. Gene Ontology annotation, biological process: microtubule-based process; tubulin complex assembly; protein folding. NCBI's taxonomy places the organism in Eukaryota, Metazoa, Platyhelminthes, Cestoda, Cyclophyllidea, Taeniidae. The transcript has 2 exons. The record is from RefSeq and is a predicted model, not a curated record.
AUGGCUUCGACAGUGGCAGAUUCCUCUCUAAGUAGUGGUGACAGCAGCAAAGACUCGGGUACGCUGAAGGGCAUCCCGAAGGCGACCUUCAUAGAGGAUGUGGACGUUUAUCUCAAAACCAAUGGCUACGCUACUAUUCGCGAUGCAAUGCAGGCUCUUGACCAACUCUAUCAGAAGUACAAACUCAUGGAACAGGCCUUUCUUCAACGGAAGCUUCGUCUCCUCCAGCAAAUGCCAGAUAUCACUAAAACUCUUGACGUGGUGAAGCACUUGGAGAAGAAAAACGAGGACUUUGAUGUCACUUUUGAGGUCUCUGAUCAACUCUAUACUCGCGCACAUAUCGAUAAGGCUGAUAAGGUGGGUUUGUGGCUCGGGGCGAAUGUGAUGCUAGAGUACAACUUGGCGGAAGCGAAGGAAAUCCUCCUGGCAAACCUCUCCUCAGCGGAGACCUCCAUGGCCGAUGUGGAGGAAACGCUGGCCUUUCUAAAGGAGCAGACCACCACCGUAGAAGUCAGUCUGGCGCGUCUGCACAACCUCAACGUGAAGCGUAAUCAGGCUGCCGCGGCUGCCGCCUCAGCUAAUGGGGCGAGAAAAUGA